Messenger RNA from Pezoporus occidentalis (night parrot), 3805 nucleotides. It is a transcript of the gene KCNIP1, whose product is annotated as potassium voltage-gated channel interacting protein 1. The transcript has 9 exons. Lineage: Eukaryota; Metazoa; Chordata; Aves; Psittaciformes; Psittacidae. Gene Ontology annotation, molecular function: transmembrane transporter binding; calcium ion binding; potassium channel regulator activity. The record is from RefSeq and is a predicted model, not a curated record. Bases 1089 to 1655 code for a protein of 188 amino acids. Gene Ontology annotation, biological process: regulation of potassium ion transmembrane transport. Gene Ontology annotation, cellular component: voltage-gated potassium channel complex.
UUACUCAAAGUAUUCCAGGCCUGGAGAAUUAACUGAUUCAAAUGGAGUAGCCAGAGCUAUGGUUGUUGCUAUGGGAGAACCAGUACAGUAAGAAGGAACCUGGUGAGCAUCAAGUGAGCAUAAUGUGAGAUAAUGUGCAAAAAGUGAAGGUCUGUAGUAGCCCUGCACUGCACAGAGCUGUGAACACCAGCCCCGCGGGUGCCUGGAGGCCGGCUGGCACAUCCCUGAGCAUCCAGCAGAUCAACAGCUGAGCAGCACCUAAGCUGUGAUAAAAUUAAAAGAAAAAAGACUUUUUCUGGGCGCAGCUUUGCUUUCCCACUUCCAGCAGGUUUUGUGAAGGAACACUCUGCAGCCUUCCACAUGCAAAGUGCGGUUACAGUGUUAGGAGAGUAAAGCUGGCAAGUUCAUUGAAAUCAGCUGGAAAAAGAGCACCAAGAAAAGGGUCUUCGAACAGCGGCUUCUUUUGUUUGCAGCAGUCACCACCCCGAGACUCCAGCGGUAAGUGCUGCAUUAGCAAUGCCCUGCUGGCAGCCCGCAAAGCCGCGUGAAUCAAACCCCUCCUCCCCUGCCUGGUUGAGGUGCUGCCUGCGCUUAGCAACUUCCAUCAGGGCAUCGCGGCCAGUGCGUGCAAUCGCAGCCGGGAGGCUCCACGGGAGAGCCGUGCCUUUAACGAUGAGGGGAUGCACAUUUCUCCACUGCAACCUUUCGUAGUAGCUCCAGGGAGGCAAACCUCAGUGCAGAGGCUCCGUGUGUGAGAGCGGAGUUUUGCCCGUUGCACAGACUGUCACUGCAACUUCGAAAAGGACUCCCCUUUUUUUUGUGGUUGUUGUUUCUUGUUAUUCCUGGACUUUGUGACAGCGAAGAGCUUUUCUGCACGCUUGAACCAUGAGUGGCUGUUCAAAGAGAUGCAAGCAUGGGAUUGUCAAAUUUGCUCAGACUAUUUUCAAGCUCAUCACAGGCACUCUCAGCCAAGGUAAGUCUGGAUGGGGCUGCUUGAACUGUGCGCUUUGGGAAUGGAUGAGAGCAAAGUAAGCCUUCUUCCAGCUGUGCCAGCCUGGUAGCAAGAUAAAAUUGAAGAUGAAUUAGAAAUGACUACAGUGUGCCAUAGACCUGAAGGACUGGAACAGCUUGAAGCACAAACCAACUUCACUAAAAGAGAACUUCAAGUGCUUUACAGAGGAUUUAAAAAUGAAUGUCCUAGUGGGGUUGUUAAUGAAGAGGCAUUUAAACAGAUCUAUGCACAGUUUUUUCCUCAUGGAGAUGCUAGCAUGUAUGCACAUUAUCUCUUUAAUGCUUUUGACACUGCACAAAAUGGCUCAGUGAAGUUUGAGGAUUUUGUGAUGGCAUUGUCCAUUCUGUUACGGGGAACUGCUCAUGAAAAGCUAAGGUGGACAUUUAACCUGUACGACAUAAAUAAGGAUGGCUACAUAAACAAGGAGGAAAUGACAGAUAUUGUAAAGGCAAUUUAUGAUAUGAUGGGAAAGUACACCUACCCAGUGCUCAAGGAAGAUGCACCAAGGCAGCAUGUAGAAGUAUUCUUCCAGAAAAUGGAUAAAAACAAAGAUGGUGUUGUAACUUUAGAUGAGUUUAUUGAAUCGUGUCAGGAGGAUGACAAUAUCAUGCGGUCCUUACAGCUCUUCGAGAACGUGAUGUAACGCUGCCGGCUGAGCGCUGGAGGAGUCACAGACUUUCUGUGUAACAGAGAUCUCCCUUCGGGUGAAAGCUUUUUACAGUUGAGCCAUGUUCAGUGUGUGAGGAUUUUGUAUGACAUGUCCAACCAAAUGGGAACUGAAUGCAACCGAUCCCACCUCUUCUCCCCAGGAGACACCGGUGGACCUUUGUUUCAUUUUGGAAGCAUGUGAAUAUUUUAAUAAACCCUGACAAGAGAGAACUGCUGCUCGAAGUUCAAUGAGUAAUCCACAGUGUUGUUUGCUAGGCACAAGUCCUGCUUUUAAUCUAGCAAGCUUGAUCACCUAUGAUAGCACAUGCCAAUAGCUUACCCAGCAAUCUAUUGCAAGCGAAAAUCUCAGUCUAUACUACCAUAGGGCAAAUUGUUUUAUGGAUGCCUUGCCAUUAAUCUGCUUUGACAAAAGUAAAAUCUACUAAGGCAGUCUGUAGAAAAAAAAGAACAAUGUAUGUACCUAGGACAUUAAGCAGAGAGCCCAUGUGGCCAAUAUCCCCAUUUCUGCAGAGAUCCUGCUUCUCCUCUCACAUGCACUGGUGCCACAUGCCGUUCUGUGGAGAUUUUUCUGACCACAUUUAACCAGAGAAUCAUCGUCUUCAUCAGGGUGGGCCAGAAAAAAAUAAGCAUGUGUUGCACAUAUAAAUAUCAUACAGAACAAAUUCUGUUCAAUGAUGGGAAGUUCUUGCAAGACCAGGCAAGUUUAUAAGGGCUGGUACAGGGAGAUGAAUACCUGCACUGGUACCGGCCACCUUCUGCAGUCCAGCACGUAGUGGAACAAAAAGUGAUUCUCUAGAGUGCAUCUCAGCAGCGCCAUGGUUAUGUUCUAUGGUCCUUUUGGUGUAGUUUGGCACACACUUCCUAGGUUCAUCAUUUGAAUGUAUUUUUCCAUUGGAUGUUACAGUAUAGCAUGGCCUACUUUACAGAUUUAUAUAAGCUUUCCAGUUUUCUUAGUGCAGGAAGGGGCCCAGAUAAUUCAGCUGUGUUUCCACAUCAAGUGCCCUCUAAGUUUAAUUGGGAUCAACGUAAUUGCUGUUAGUCUCAGAAUCCACUGCCAGGCCCGUAUGUCCUGUUGGGUAGUUUAACAUCUUCUGUAGAAGAAUCUUUUAUCCUACAAGGCAAUUGCAUGAAUUGCACAGGUCCUUUUCACUUUCUAAUGCCAGAUAAGCGUUGGAUUGGGGAGCUGGGUUUUCUAAGUAGUAAACAGCAAGAAUCGUGGUUGAAUUUUGCCCAGUAGAUUAUUUGGCAGCUGAGGAACAUGUCAGAGCCUGCUUUGCAGAAGACUCUUAAAGCUGACACACCAGCAUGCUGCUGCUGUACCCAGAUUUAUGGCUCAGAAACCAAGGGAAGGAGGGGAACAGCCAACUUUUCCAGCUGCUCAAAAGCACAAAGGAGGGUCCCUGCAGUAGUGCUACAUCGCUCCCAUCCAGUAAGCAUAUAUUUUUAUUAUAUCAGAUACUAUAUUGCAAAUAUAUGAUUAGCAGUGAAGAUAUAUUUUAAAAAUUAUGGAAAUGGAAGCUUUUUAUAAUACAAAAUAUAGAGAAUGCCUCAUUUAGCCCUAUAUUUUAUAAAAAUGUAAUCUGUUGAAGUAUUCCUGAUCAUAGGAGUAGGUCUGAUCAGUACUAGUGUAAUGUUAGGCUGAUCCCCAGGAUAGGAUAUUUUCCCCUCUUACUGUGCUUCUCCAUACGCUUCUAUGUAGUCUUAACUUUUAGCUCUUUAAGAUGCCCACUUGUCAAAAGUGCUAUUCAGGUGUGUGAAGUUACAUGGACACAGGAAUGACACCCUGGCCUACCCUACUUUUUGCCUUUCACACAAAUAACUUUAAUUCUUCCCUAGCAAUGAUACAGAGCAGAGCAACUCCAGUAACAUGCAGAAUCCGUGCAAUGCUGUGAGAGCAGCUUUGCUCUUCAGUCGUCCUGUAAUGUCUAUGUAGUUUUUAUUCAGUAGGCACUUGACCAAGACAUCAGUUGUAGCUGAAGUAAUGCACAAUGUUCCUUCUUGGUUCUUCUUGCAAUCGCUUUAGCAGAUGGCAGAAUUUAAAACAAUGACUUUUACCCCCACACCUAAAGAGCAUCUGUAUGUUCGCAGCCUAAGCAGCUGACUUCAGGUGAGGGGAAGCGCUAA